UGGAGCAGAUCGAUGAAAUUGGGAUCAGGGCGCAUAAAGAGCCAAUAAUUAAUUUACACGACGGCUCUUGGAGUAUAGCGCCCUCUAUUGUCGGUAACAGAAAACCGUGGUUUAGCUUAAAAGAUGGCGGCGCCCUUAAACCGAAUUUGAUUGCCAACAACAACCUACUGUACAUUCACAUUGGACUGCAGCAAUAGCCACAUUAUCUGAAAUUGUGGUUUAUCUACAGAUACGUUCCCCUGUAGACCACACCUCAGUGGAAACAUGAACUCAGGGCAGCCUUAGAGGCCAAGUUAAAGCUCUAGGAGGAGAUGUCAAAAGGAGCCAUUCUGACAGCAGGGGACGAUGUUGCAGAUCACUUCCUGGUGGACUAUGAGAAGAAGACCAUCAGUGACAUGAAGGAGAAGAGAAGACUCGAGGAGGAGGAAGAGGAGGCAGCAAGGGCGGGGCCAGAGUAUGAGAUGGGGGCUACGGAUGUACCUGGCCCAGUCGACCCUCAAGACCAAUGGGAGAAGGACGACAAAGAGAAAGCUAUGAAGCAAGAAACACUGCCAGAUCUUCUCUCUAGUGACAUGCAUCGGAAGAUGAUGAGGAAGAAAUGGGAGGCUGAGGAGGAAGAAAUGAGGAGCCGAGGUCCUGGGCCUCUUCACUACCAGAACCUCAAGUUUGAUGAAGAGUCGCAAUGGGACAGGGUGAAGAAGCAAGUACAUGAAGAGCGCCCUCAAGAGUUUGCUCCUCCACAGCAGUACAACUGGAUGAUGCCAUCGAUGAGACAAACUCCAAAGAAGAAGAGCAAGUUUGCGUCCACAGAAAGUUGCGACGACACGCUUAACACGUCAAAACAGCCGCAGGAGUUCACUCCUCCUAGUAAUUCUGCAAAGUGGAACAUGAGACAGGGUUUGUCUGCAAGUACUUCGUUAGAGGCCUAGAAAUCUAAGGAUCAAGGCAGCAGGCUGGGGAAUCGAACCAAGAACCGCAAAGAACUGGAGAAGAUUUCUGCCGUGGAGGUAGCCUGAUCGUCUGACGUCAUUCUUCAAGGCUCGUGAAUAACACCAGAGAGCGGCCAAAAACCGGCGUUUAGUUGA
Molecule: messenger RNA, 1085 nt
Organism: Asterias rubens (European starfish)
Lineage: Eukaryota; Metazoa; Echinodermata; Asteroidea; Forcipulatida; Asteriidae
Product: coiled-coil domain-containing protein 174-like
Exons: 5
Coding region: 312-929 (205 amino acids)
Cellular component (GO): nucleus
Source: RefSeq, a predicted model, not a curated record